ACAGACAGACAGACAGACAGGACGCCGGUGCACCGACAGAAAACGACUCCUUCUCUUUGUUCAAACGGAACAUGGCGUCAAAAUGUCCAAAAUGCGACAAGACUGUGUAUUUCGCGGAGAAGGUGUCGUCUUUAGGGAAGGACUGGCACAAGUUCUGUUUGAAAUGUGAGCGCUGCAACAAGACUCUGAAUCCAGGAGGCCAUGCUGAGCACGACGGGACGCCUUAUUGCCACAAGCCCUGCUACGCCGCCCUCUUCGGACCAAAAGGCGUGAACAUCGGCGGAGCUGGUUCCUACGUGUACGACGCUCCUGUCAACGAAGCCCCUGCUGCCGUUUCUAUGGAAACAGAUGGCAAGCCAGAGGAGGAGAAAAAAGCCCCCGUGCGGGGACCAGUGAAGGCUGCGAGCUUCUCCUCGUUCUCCGGAGGACCCAACAUCUGCCCCAGAUGCAACAAGACCGUUUAUUUCGCUGAGAAGGUGUCGUCUCUGGGGAAGAACUGGCACCGGCCCUGUCUGCGCUGCGAGAGAUGCAGUAAGACUCUGGCCGCCGGCAGCCACGCAGAGCACGACGGACAGCCAUACUGCCACAAACCGUGCUACGCUGUGCUGUUUGGGCCCAAAGGCGUAAACACUGGAGGUGUCGGCAGCUACAUCUACGACGAACCUGCUGAAGCCGAGGCCCAGCCCUGAGCCCUGAGCCCUGACUCCGCCUCCAUGACCUCCAGGACCCUCUGUGUCUUUUUUGAUUAGCCUUCCUCAGUCAUGGUGACACAUGAUACGCACUGCGAUCACAGGGAUGGAUCUUUAGACGUUCUAUUGUAUUUGAAUAUUGUUUAUAUAUCUAUUUUUUGUACUGAUACAAACACUUAACAUGUCCUCCCAUGUGAGAUUCAAAUUUGCCUUUAAGUUUAUUGGUUCUCUUUGCCAAAUAAUUAUGGAUAAAAGCGCCUGUGUCACUCAUGAUUAAUGUAGUUUUUUCAGACUUUUGUGCACUUACAAGAUGUACUGUAUGAAACGUAUCAGCCCACCAACUUAUUGUCAGUGUUUGUCGAACGGGUUCUUCCUGGUUCUAAUAGAGGGAUGAGGUAUAGACGUACACACAGAGACCUGAAUGUUUUGAAGGUGAUUUCAACUGUGCAUCACAUUUUCUACAGUAAAACUAUGUGAUACC
Molecule: messenger RNA, 1170 nt
Organism: Anoplopoma fimbria (sablefish)
Lineage: Eukaryota; Metazoa; Chordata; Actinopteri; Perciformes; Anoplopomatidae
Product: cysteine-rich protein 2-like
Exons: 8
Coding region: 72-689 (205 amino acids)
Source: RefSeq, a predicted model, not a curated record